Molecule: messenger RNA, 1254 nt
Organism: Aspergillus candidus
Lineage: Eukaryota; Fungi; Ascomycota; Eurotiomycetes; Eurotiales; Aspergillaceae
Product: cytochrome b5 reductase family protein
Exons: 4
Coding region: 166-1050 (294 amino acids)
Cellular component (GO): endoplasmic reticulum
Molecular function (GO): oxidoreductase activity
Source: RefSeq, a predicted model, not a curated record
CCGUAAUCCACCUCCGAGCUCGGCUGAGCCCGUGACAGAAGUCCCUCAACGAAAACCCGCUCCUCUUCCCGCCUUUUUUUAUCUCUCUCCCCCUCCGAUCUCCCUCUUCCACCUGUUCUCUCCGCGUAUAUUGAAUAUCCUGGGGCUCUCAGAGUAUUCGUCAACAUGAGUGCUCUUACCGACAACCUCCCCCCGGCCGUCCUCCAGUUCGCGCCCUUUGCCGUGGCAUUGGUGGCCGUCUUCCUCGGAUGGAAGCUGUUUGGCGGCAGCAGCAGUCCCCGGAAGGUGCUCAACCCCACCGAGUUCCAGGAUUUCGUCCUCAAGGAGAAGAAUGAGAUCUCCCACAACGUGGCCAUCUACCGCUUCGCCCUGCCCAACGCCACCGAUAUCCUGGGUCUGCCCAUCGGUCAACACAUCUCCCUCGCGGCCACCAUCGAGGGCCAGCCCAAGGAGGUCGUCCGCUCCUACACUCCCAUCUCCUCCGACAAUGAGGCCGGUUACUUCGACCUCCUCGUCAAGGCCUACCCCCAGGGUAACAUCUCCAAGUACCUGACUACCCUGAAGCUCGGCCAGACCCUGAAGGUGCGCGGCCCCAAGGGUGCCAUGGUUUACACCCCCAACAUGUGCCGCCACAUCGGAAUGAUCGCCGGCGGUACGGGCAUCACCCCCAUGCUGCAGAUCAUCAAGGCCAUCGUCCGCAACCGUCCUCGCAACGGAGGCAACGACGUCACCAAGGUCGACCUGAUCUUCGCCAACGUCAACCCCGAGGACAUCCUCCUCCACAAGGAGCUUGAGGAGCUGAUCAAGGAGGAUGACGGAUUCCGCGUCUACUACGUUCUGAACAACCCUCCUCCCGCCUGGACUGGCGGUGUGGGCUUUGUGACUCCUGAGAUGAUCAAGGAGCGCCUCCCCGCCCCGGCCAGCGACGUCAAGGUUCUUCUGUGCGGUCCCCCUCCCAUGGUCAGCGCCAUGAAGAAGGCCACCGAGUCUCUGGGAUACACCAAGGCUCGUCCUGUCAGCAAGCUGGAGGACCAGGUUUUCUGCUUCUAAACCUGCGGUCAUGCAGUGCCGCAUCGCGUCCGGUGGCGCGCUCUCGUGCCAAUUCCGGAUGUCGACUACCCCCCUUUUCAAUGUAAACCAGACAUACGACACAUGGUCUGGCCGUUGGAUGUAAGAUGAGAUAAGAUGUGCUACAGCACAGUGGAGCAGUGUUCAGAGUUCGCAAGAGAUAGAAGCCCAGCAGGGGAACAUAAU